Glossina fuscipes is the source of this 1031-nucleotide messenger RNA. RefSeq names its product 5'-AMP-activated serine/threonine-protein kinase catalytic subunit alpha-like. The coding region runs from base 148 to 963 and encodes 271 amino acids. NCBI's taxonomy places the organism in Eukaryota, Metazoa, Arthropoda, Insecta, Diptera, Glossinidae. The transcript has 2 exons. The record is from RefSeq and is a predicted model, not a curated record.
GCAACAAAUCAAUGCCGAUUUAAUCGGUUCGCAUCCACAUGUCCAACAGUAUGUACAACAACAGCAACAACAAUCACAGAUAAUAAUGGCAAUUUGCAACAACAACAACAGCAGCAGCAACAACAACAACAACGCGCCACGGAAGCCAUGAUAUCGUCAUUAUGGAGUUCGGUUGAAUCAUCCGCUUCGUCCAGCGGCUGUUCAUCAGGUUCGGGUUCUCAACCCUCUUUAAGUCCCACCAUGAUGUCAAAUAACUCAGCUCAUAACUAUGGUAGCAAUAGUAAAGAAUCUUUAUGGUCUCAGCAAACAUCCCCAUCAACAAAAGCAGCAGCAACAACAACAACAACAACAACAAACACAAUAAAUGGUAGAGAGUGUAAUAAUAUUUACGAUGGUAACCAGCUCAGGAAUUCUUUUUAUAUCGGCGCUAAAAAUGCCAACAACAUUAUCAAUAGCCACUUAAACACUAAUCAUAACAACUUAAGUAGCAAUUACGAAAGUAAUAUUAUUACUCCGGCCCAACAGCAAACGGUAUGGACUUCUAACGCUACCGCUUCGAUGGAUGAAAUUAAUAAAAUUAGCAAUAUAUGGGAUAUACCACAUCCUGCCAAGACCCAAGAUUUAUUUCCAGAAAUUUGGAAUAACUUGAACACUUAUCAACAACAAUCCUCGAAUUCUCUAAUAACUAAUAAUGUGGCAAGCACAAAUCAAGCCGCCACCGCCACCGCCGCCGCCGCCGCCAAUGUCACCACUAAAAUGAAUAAUGAAAAUAUAUCCGAUAUUAGCUCGAACAGUCCUUUGGAUAUAUGGCGCAAUCAGAUAACAAACACAUUCAUAACGAGCAAUAAUCACUCUAAUAAUAAUAAUAAUAAUAAUGCCAAUGAUAGCAAUGGUGUUAAAAAACACCAAACAGGUACUUCGACCUGCAUGCAAUUAUUUUCUGAUGAAUUUCUUUUCAAGUAAUCGCAAUUAUCCUAUAAAAUAAUCUAAACUUGUAGAAGUAGAACAUUUUUUUAUACAAAUACCGAGUA